AAGUUGUCAUCGAAUCGUUCCGUUCGUCUCCUCCAUCCCAAGCCCAGCCAGAAACGAAGCCUCGCAGCACCGCGCGACGAGCCGAAAAAUAACAGCGACAAUGUCGAGUUCCAACAACCUUGUAGCCAUGAAAAAGGUCGUGCAGCAGUUGCGCUUCGAGGCGAGCAUAAACAGAGUGAAGGUGUCCCAAGCAGCUGCGGACCUCCAGCAGUUUUGCAUGCAGAACGCCUUGCAAGACCCCUUGCUCACUGGCGUAUCAUCCAGCACCAACCCAUUUAGGCCACAGAAGGUCUGCUCUUUCUUGUGAACUCGCCGCGGUCAUUUGGCGUUUAUUUUGAUGCUACAGGGAAACGUCGACCUCAACACUGCUCCUCAUGCCAAGCCAUUAAAACUGCCACGAGGGGGGGGGGGUAGUGUGGAUUUUUAAUUAAUUGUGCCUUUUCUAUUCUAUUUUAGUCAUCACUCUUCUGGACUUUUUUGUAUUUAACGAAUAAAAACAUUCUUUGUUACUCCAAA
Molecule: messenger RNA, 516 nt
Organism: Hippocampus comes (tiger tail seahorse)
Lineage: Eukaryota; Metazoa; Chordata; Actinopteri; Syngnathiformes; Syngnathidae
Product: guanine nucleotide-binding protein G(I)/G(S)/G(O) subunit gamma-5-like
Exons: 3
Coding region: 101-307 (68 amino acids)
Biological process (GO): G protein-coupled receptor signaling pathway
Cellular component (GO): heterotrimeric G-protein complex
Molecular function (GO): G-protein beta-subunit binding
Source: RefSeq, a predicted model, not a curated record